AUGUUGCUGCCAGCAAAAACUACAGUCGACGGGAGCAUGCUGGUACAAACAAGAAAGCUUCCAAAAGAUUUGAAGACGAUGCAGUUUGAAGAAAUGCUUUUCGACUCAUUGGAAGCUUGGAAGCGACUCGAUGUAGAGAUCGUGAGAAUCACAGUUGAACUGGAGGACUCGUUUCUCAUCCCAAUUUUGGCGAAGUAUGGAUUUAAGUUCAGCUCUCUAACCGCCGAAAACGUCACAAUGUCGAAAUGGCUUCCCUUAUACGCUCAGUCUCCGCUGGCUUCGCUUGGCUGCAACUACCAUAGCGUUGCAUGUAUGGUCCUGGACAAUCUGGGACGCAUCCUGAUGGUCAAGGAACAGAAGCGCAUUAGCUUGGGAUGGAAAUUUCCCGGUGGAAAGGCUUCAGGCUGCGAGGGAAUAUUCGAAACGGCGAGAAGAAAAGUUCUAGAAGAGACGGGAGUUCGCGCCAUACCUGAUGCCAUCAUUUCGCUAAGGCACAAAGCUGCUUUGCCGUACUCGAAUAUUGGUACGUUCUUCUUCGGGUGUUUGAUGCAUAGCAAAGAUGGUCAUGAAGAACGAGAUCCACCAUUUUACCCCGAAGGAUAUCUUGUCUCUUGGUUUACAAGGAGAGAGCUGCGUGGUCUUGGAGAAGAAGACUUUUUCCAUCAUCAUCGCGACUUAUUUCUCGAAUAUGACAAGUGGUUGAGUGCAAAUGCUGACCAGCCUUUCGUCACUUCUGAUCAUGGGUGGCAUAUUUCACCACUGUUCAUGUUUUCUACCGUCUGA
Messenger RNA from Cylicocyclus nassatus, 783 nucleotides. The record is from the annotation of a GenBank genome assembly. NCBI's taxonomy places the organism in Eukaryota, Metazoa, Nematoda, Chromadorea, Rhabditida, Strongylidae.